UCCAGGCCCUUCAGCACUGGGCCAGCUCCAGCACCAUGGCUUUCUCCUGGCAGGCAGUGCUGGCCUGCAGGAAAUACCUCAUCAUCGUCCUGGUACCCCUGGUGUUUCUCCCUCUGCCCCUGGUUCUGCCCACCAAGGAGGCACUGUGUGGCUAUGUGAUCAUAGUGAUGGCACUUUUCUGGUGCACAGAAGCUCUGCCUUUGGCUGUCACAGCUCUCCUGCCCGUCCUGCUGUUCCCACUAAUGAAUAUCAUGGAUUCAACCACAGUGUGUCAGGAGUACCUGAAGGACACCAACAUGCUCUUUUUGGGGGGCCUGGUGAUGGCCAUUGCCAUCGAGACCUGGAACCUGCACAAGCGAGUGGCUCUGAGGGUCCUGCUGAUCACGGGUGUCAGGCCAGCCCUGCUCCUGAUGGGUUUCAUGGUGGUGACAGCUUUCCUGUCCAUGUGGAUCAGCAACACAGCCACCACUGCCAUGAUGGUCCCCAUCGCCCAGGCUGUGAUGGAGCAGCUGCACAAGUCAGAAGCAGAGUCUGGCACCACUGACCAGGUGUCUGAACACACCAACAAGGCCUUUGAGCUGCAGGAAAAGUCACCUGAGAGCUCCAAAGAGCCUGAGGAAAAAGGUAAUUCUCAUGUCGUGGUGAUUGAGGAAGAGAGAAAGAGAAAAGAAGAGCUUGAGAAGAAGCACUUGAAUCUGUCCAAGGGAAUGUCCCUGUGCAUUUGUUACUCAUCCAGCAUUGGAGGGAUUGCCACUCUGACUGGGACAACCCCAAACCUGGUGCUGCAAGGACAAGUUAAUUACAUCUUCCCAGACAAUGGUGGCAUCAUCAACUUUGCCUCCUGGUUCUCCUUCGCCUUCCCCACCAUGCUGGUGCUGCUGAUUUUGGCCUGGAUUUGGCUGCAGAUCCUGUACCUGGGCUUCAAUUUUAAGAAGAAUUUUGGUUGUGGUGUCAGUCCUGCUGCCAAGGCUAAGGAGAAACAGGCCUAUGAAAUCAUCAAGGAAGAGAGCAAGAAACUGGGCAAAAUGAGCUUUGCAGAAAUAGAAGUUUUAAUCCUCUUCGUUCUCCUGGUGGUGUUGUGGUUUACAAGAGAACCUGGGUUCAUCCCAGGCUGGGCAACAGUUCUCUUCAACAAAGAUAACACAAGCUAUGUCACUGAUGCUACAGUAGCCCUCUUCAUCUCAAUAUUGCUCUUCAUCCUCCCUUCUGGCUUCUCCAACCAGGACAGAGAGCAAGAGCAAACAGGGGGCAGGGCAAAGUUCCGGGCCCCUCCACCCCUGCUGGACUGGAAGGUGGUGCAGGAGAAGAUGCCCUGGAACAUCGUGUUCCUGCUGGGAGGGGGCUUUGCCCUGGCCAAGGGCAGCGAGGAAUCUGGUCUGUCUGCAUGGCUGGGCACCAAGCUGACCCCUCUGCAGAACAUCCCUCACCCAGCCAUUGCCUUCCUCCUGUGCCUCCUCAUCGCCACCUUCACCGAGUGCACCAGCAACGUGGCCACCACCACCCUCUUCCUCCCCAUUCUGGCUUCUAUGGCUGAAGCAAUUUGCCUCAACCCUCUCUAUGUCAUGCUGCCCUGCACACUCUCUGCAUCUCUGGCCUUCAUGCUCCCCGUGGCAACUCCUCCCAAUGCCAUUGUCUUCUCCUAUGGACAGCUCAGGGUUAUUGAUAUGGCCAAAGCUGGGUUUGUGCUCAACAUCCUGGGAGUUCUGACCAUCACCCUGGCCAUCAACACCUGGGCCUCAUCCCUGUUCCAGCUGCAGACCUUCCCCUCGUGGGCCAACAGGACAGGGACCUGCCUGUGACCUGGGCAGGGCACAGAGCCAGGAGUGCUCCUGUCAGAGCUGCAGGGAGAGCAGGGCUCUCACCCACACAGCUUUAGAGAAAAGCCUCUUCUGUGCAAAAGGACAAGCAAAAUCCUCCCAGUGGUAGCAGCAGUGAAAUUGCCUGGUUGCUGUUGGGUUCUGUAGGAGGAUUGAGGUGAUUUUUGGCUUUCCAGCCCUCCCGCCUUUAGGUUUUCUGCCUCUGCAGGGGUGUUUGCCCCCAGUGCUUUUCCAGUAAGUCUGAAAUCUGCAGCAAGAAAAUAAGAGAGAGGUGUGAAUAGGGAAAAGAAGGGAGAGAGACUCUGAGCUCCUGAUUUUGUGCUGUCACAGCUCUCCACCUGUAUAUGUGUAAAUGUUCAAGGUGUAUAUGAUUGUUAUAUACUCUGUGGGCACUGGCAGCAAGCUGUGUAUUGUGUGAUCACAGAAAAAGCACUGUCAGCCCCUCCUAGUUUGAAAUAUAUUUAUUUGCAGUCCCUUUGUUAGGAAUGUAAAAGAUGAAUUUUCUCCCAGAACAUCCACCCCGGUGUUAUUUAUGUCAGAUUACAGCCUGCAAGUUCAUGGUAAGGCAUUUCCUUGAAAAGGAGAGAAUCCCUGUGUCCUAAAAUAUGUAUGACUGAAUUAAAGUGUUUUUUAAUGUA
This is a messenger RNA of Zonotrichia leucophrys gambelii, 2455 nucleotides long. RefSeq names its product solute carrier family 13 member 2 (gene SLC13A2). The transcript is spliced from 12 exons. The record is from RefSeq and is a predicted model, not a curated record. Lineage: Eukaryota; Metazoa; Chordata; Aves; Passeriformes; Passerellidae. Gene Ontology annotation, molecular function: transmembrane transporter activity. Gene Ontology annotation, biological process: transmembrane transport. The coding region runs from base 36 to 1799 and encodes 587 amino acids. Gene Ontology annotation, cellular component: membrane.